Messenger RNA from Prorocentrum cordatum, 1971 nucleotides. NCBI's taxonomy places the organism in Eukaryota, Dinophyceae, Prorocentrales, Prorocentraceae. The record is from the annotation of a GenBank genome assembly.
AUGCCGACAGGACCUGAUGCCAGCGCCGAGCCGAUCAUCCAGCCGUGCGCGUGCAGAGGCUCGAUGAGCGGGGUCCACACCAGCUGCGUCGAGACGUGGAUUGCCCACCACCGGGCCAACGCGAUCAACGACGAGGUGCCGAAGUGUACCGUCUGCAACCAGCCCUACUCGGGCACAGAGCGCCGUCCUGGCGCACUUCUGUACGCGCGCCACAUCUGCAGAGGUGUUGCGAGGUCGCUGUCGCGCAGCGUCCUCCUGGUGCUGUACCUGAUUGGCUACUGGGCUGCGGCGCAGGAGGGACGACCUCCUGCACCUCUGGGCCCGUGUGGUGGUCCUCGCCGCGGUGUGGCCGGCGUUACUGCACAAGUCGCUGGUUCUCACCGUCUCACUCCCGCGCGGCCGCCUCGCGCCGGACGGCUGCUUGCGCGGCCUGUUCACGGCCGACCAGCGGCGGAUCGCCACCCUCGUGACGGAGCUGUCGGCGAUCGAGGCGAUUUGCUGCAUGUGGUGCGUCUUUGGGCAACUGGCCUGGCGGAUUUCUUGCCCCUGCCGAUCCUUGUGAUCAUGCCGAUGGGCUCGGCGAUGCUCAGGUCCGGCCUGCCGCGCACCUCACGCGCGGUGGCCAUGGCGGUCGCGGUGAUCUCGAGCCCGGUGGUGUUGCUGGUGCACAUGGGCAGAUUGUUGAUCGAGAACCCCAGGGGCGCAGGGAUGCCCGGCCGGGCCGCCCCCCUGCUCCGCCGCAAGGCCGUGCCCGCCGCGCGGCCAGCCUCGCCAGAGACGGAGGCCUCCCGUGGCCACCUGUUCGAGCACUUCUGCCGCGAGCAGCUCCGCGGGCACGGCCCGCUCCGGGAGGGCGGCGCGCAGGAGCUGCAGCUCGGCUUCGAGGUGGACUUCGCGCUGCGCCUGCUCGCCGAGGCGCGGGUGGGCGUGCAGCAGCGGCUCGCCUCGAUGGGCGUCCAGGUCCCGCUGCUGGCGGCCAGCACGAGCUUCAACGAGAGCGCCUGGGCGGAGCGGGUGGUAGCCCGGCUGGAGGGAGGAGGAGACGCUGUGCCUCUCGGAACUGGCGCGCGCAGGGCCAGCGCCAGCCUGCAGCGCGGCGGCCGCGCCCCCGCGCACGCCGCGCCCCCCGCGCCGCACGAGCUCGCCGGGCGCGAAGCGCCCGCCGGGCCCGAGCUGCCACAGCAGCCUGCAGGGCCCGAGGCGCUGGCGCGGAUGCCGUUGGGGGAGCCGGCCGCGCCGCCGCAGGCGCGCGGCCGCCCCUCGCAGCCCAGCAGGCAGGGCAGCCGCCGCCGGCCCCGCGAGCGGCGGGGCCAGCGCGGCAGCGGCGCAGCGGGCGACGCGAGGCCCACGUCCGAGCCGCCAGUCGUGGCGACGGGGUCCGGCGCCGCGCUGGAGGCGGAGGGCCCCGCGGUGGUGGGCGCGGGGCCCGCGGCGCGGUGGGGCGCGCCGCCGCGCUGGCUGCCCUGCGGCAGGCCCUGCUGCACGCACUUCCACUGGCCCGACCUCGCCUCGGGCGCGGCGCGCGGGGAGUGCCCGCGGCUCGCGGCCGGGGCCGCCUGCGGGGGCUGCCACUGCGGGCGGCACCUGUGGCCGCUGGGGGACGCCACGCGCGGGGCGGCCGCCGCGGCCUCCGCCUCGCUGCUCGUGUGGCUGCUGGGCCCCGUCGCGGAGCCCGCGGUCGGCGCCGCGGCCUGCGAAGGCGUGGCGGUGGUCGCCUCAUCGGCGCACGGGGCCGUGGCCGCCGUGGCCGCGAAUUGGCGCGUUCCGCUGGGCGCGGCCGAGGUGCUGCUGCCGCAGCCGAGACUCCGCAGCGCCGGGCUCCUGUGCGACCUGGUGGCGAAACCCACCGAGAGUUCCUUCUACCUCUGCCAUAAGAAGGACAGAACCGCGUGCCUCAAAGGCGGAGGAUGCCGUCGGCCUCCGUCGAGCCCCUCGCUGCCAUCUGAGGCGGUGGCGGGGCUUCGGGAGUGA